AUGGCUGACUCAGGCGACGUAGACAUCUCCAUGUUCCACGGCAUCGUGCCCUCCGACUCGUGGCUUUCCGUGGAAGCAAGCAUGGGCGAAGACAUCCUUGUCGCCGAUGCUCCUACGUUUGUCUACACCUCAGGGGACGUCGAAGUCGAUAUGGAUGAUGACGAACCGAUCACCGAGUACGAAAUGGCCGACGAGGGUGACCUCUACGACAACGCCGAAAUCCAGGAUAUCGAAGUAUACGACGCCUCUCAAGCCCCAUCGCCCCUUUCUAUGGAACACCAUCCAGUCAUUUCAGACACAGCCUCCUUCUCCAUGCGCAUGCCUUCCUCAGAUGGUCUCGAAAUUUUCGAACAGCAAAGCCCUAGCAUCUCUGCUCAGACAACCUCUCAGCCUUCGGGAGCAGAAUUGGGCACCUCUUUCGUUCACCCUGAAGAACUUCCUCUGCCUUCGGUAGACUUUCCCUCAUAUACGGUAGAACCCCAACCGCCCGUCACUACGGAGAAUACAGCUUUCGGCGGGGAUGUGCUCGCCGAGCCCGAAUCCGGCGUAGGCGACGCGGUGCCAACAGUCCUUGAAUAUACUUCUCCUCAAUACGAACCCCUCGACGCUCUCCCCGCUCACCAAGGCAGUAUUAUGGAAAGCACCUCUGGCUACACGGAGGUCGGAGUGGCAGCAGAGGCGGUGGCUGCAGAGAUCACAGAGCUUCGCCAUUCGACCCCAGACUUCCCGCAACAUGACGACUCGGAUGGAGCUGCGGCUGAAGCCUCACAAGAUGCCACUGAAGUCUCUGCUCCAUUCGAGGCGAACGACCCUCAUGAGAUUUCCGAAGGCGUGUGGAUCGAUCCUCCACCCGCGGUUCUCCUCUCAUUGCCUCCGUCUGCACCUCACCCUGAAUACACCUUGUUCAACUUGCCAACUUCGGACGUUUCGAACAGUCCCUCGGGGAGCAACCAACCCGAUCCAGGGUUCGCACUGCCCCUUCUGUUACAAGAACACCCCACCUUGUAUUAUGAACCGCUCUCUGUAGUAUUCGCGGCUUUGAGACAGCAGCAGAUCAUUCAAGAGUUGCAACAGUUCCACGAAGCUGAGCUUGUCCUCGAUGCUUACGAUCUCCAGCUGUGCAUAUCUGAGGACAAUGUUUACACGCACGAAGUCACUCUUCAUGAGCUGAACGUGCUGCAUGACGGCUCCGACCUGCGGGGGCCCCUGAGGCUUAGACUUAGGUUGUCUGUUCCGCGCUUCGCCACGCGGUACAAUACUCUUCGAGAACAGAUUGCCCGACUGAACGUCGCCGAAGAAGCAGAGCAAGCACAUGCGGACGACGGCGAACGGCUUCCAUCGGUGCAGGAUGCCGACGAAACGGUUCGUGACAGAGGCGAGGCGGUGUUCGACGGUGUCGCGGAUCAAGACGCACUCGAUGCUCUUGCUGUCUCUACAGAUCAUGAGCAUUUUGAGUCGGAAGCUGGCACUCACGCCGAACUCACCAAGCCAUCGGCCGAGCAUGAAGACGUCACACGCACUGACGCAGCAGGUGAACGUGAAGAUGCUGCAGCAGAGGACGACAUUCGAACGGUAGGCGAGGGUGCUGUCAACGGGACCUACGCCGAAGAAGACGUAGGCGACGCGGUUGGGGUAACGGAAGCAAAGGUGGAAGAGGGUGCGAUUGCAGCGAGCGUAGAGGAGUCGGAGAGAACAGAUGUUGAGGAGGGGAGUGCUGAAGACGCAGACGGCCAUGACGCGCUAUAUGAAGGGGACGAAGACACUCUCGAUGCCGACCAGGUUCAUGAGCCAGCCGUUGAAGAGGCUGGCAACGAAGAAGCCGGCGAGUACAUCGAACAUGAGAGCUAUCCCGAUGAUGAAGAGGAGGGCUUUGGAGAAGAUUUCUCUUCAGAGAAUGGUCGUCCCCACGAGAUGCCGGACAACACUGCUGGUGAGGAAGGGAUUUAUGCAGAUGACCUCGCAUUUGGGGACAGCCAUGAGGCGGCCGAUGCUGUGUCCGAGGGACGCUCGAUGGUUCCGACGAUCAACAAACUCCAGCUUCAAUUGCCAGUCUCGACAGAGCCCGAUGAUUACGACGAAUUCGAGGAAGACGAUGAAGCUUCCACUGAACAACGCUCGCUCGAGGAUUCAGACACUCUCUCGCGAAAAAGUUCUUCCGCGACGCUGUCCAGUAAAACCUCCAAGAGAGCAUACGAAGAGGUGGAAUUACAUGAUUUCGGCGAGGGUGAUGCAGACGCUCAACAUGAAUUGCCCGACCCCAAGCGUGCUCGCAUCGAAUGA
Molecule: messenger RNA, 2280 nt
Organism: Epithele typhae
Lineage: Eukaryota; Fungi; Basidiomycota; Agaricomycetes; Polyporales; Epitheliaceae
Exons: 7
Coding region: 1-2280 (759 amino acids)
Source: RefSeq, a predicted model, not a curated record